AUGGGCAACAAGCAGACUGUGUUCACUCACGAGCAGCUGGAGGAAUACCAGGACUGUACUUUCUUCACGAGGAAGGAGAUCAUGAGACUCUUCUAUCGCUACCAGGACCUGGCUCCCCAGUUGGUGCCCCUCGACUAUACUACUUGUCCUGAGGUGAAGGUUCCCUACGAGCUGAUUGGCAGCAUGCCAGAGCUGAAGGAUAACCCUUUCCGCCAGAGGAUUGCACAGGUCUUCUCUCAAGAUGGGGAUGGUCACAUGACCUUAGAGAACUUCCUCGAUAUGUUCUCAGUGAUGAGCGAGGUGGCUCCUCGGGACCUGAAGGCCUACUACGCCUUUAAGAUUUAUGACUUCAACAAUGAUGACUACAUCUGUGCGUGGGACCUGGAGCAGACGGUGACCAGGCUUACCCGUGGGGAGCUGAGUGCUGAGGAGGUGACCCUGGUCUGUGAGAAGGUGCUGGAUGAAGCAGACAGCGACCAUGAUGGGCGGCUGUCCCUGGAGGACUUCCAAAACAUGAUCCUGCGGGCACCAGACUUCCUCAGCACCUUCCACAUCCGCAUCUGA
This is a messenger RNA of Arvicola amphibius (Eurasian water vole), 564 nucleotides long. It is a transcript of the gene Cib3, whose product is annotated as calcium and integrin binding family member 3. Gene Ontology annotation, molecular function: calcium ion binding. The transcript has 6 exons. Lineage: Eukaryota; Metazoa; Chordata; Mammalia; Rodentia; Cricetidae. The record is from RefSeq and is a predicted model, not a curated record. The coding region runs from base 1 to 564 and encodes 187 amino acids.